ACGAGUCACUCUGCUAAACACCUCCAUGUGUGAAGCUCUCUCUUUCUCUUUCAUUCACCUUUACCUCUGCGGGUCUGCUUCUAUGGCCCCUGUAAUAAGUCUAAGGGGCUGUUUUUGGAAAUGAAUCUGUUUGGCGUGUUUGUGGAUGUCUGACAGUUUCUCCUCACCAUGGCAGCAGCUGUGCCGGUGAGUUAUCACGGCGCCAUCACCAAAGCCGAAUGUGAGGCAAUGCUGGGGAAGAAGAACAAGAACGGAGCAUACCUGAUCCGAGAAAGCGAGACCAUCCAGGGGGCGAUGUGUCUCUGUGUUUACAAACAGAAGGUGGUGUAUACCUACAGAGUGCUUAAGACACACAGUGGACACUAUACUCUCAUGACUGCAGGAGGUAUUGAAGAAACACAUUUUAAGAAUUUGGAAGAUCUGAUCCGGCACUAUAAGAAGAAGAACCAGGGCCUCGCCAUGCACCUGCGGCACUCUGUCAAAAGAAAGACGGCCAUGUUGAUCAAGCAGCCAGCAGAACCACAGAGCAUGGCAGAACCACAGAGGAUGGCUGAACCUGAGGAACUUGACUAUGAGGAACCUGACUAUGCAAAUGUUUCUGACUCUGACUACGUUGAGGUCCUGCCUGAAUGAACAACUCUGACAUUUAGCUUAAACAACACGAGCAGAGUGGAAAAUACAUUUGGUAUCAAAAGCUUACAGACUGGAUCAAAUUCAGAAAUAUAAAUAAGGUUGGACAAAUGCUGAAGGAAAAGGCUCGCCUCCAGUGGAUGGACUUUUAUGCAAUUUGUCUCUUUCAUGACACCCAGAGGAUGAAUUGUUUUUGUGAAUUGCAAAAAUGUGACUUGGAGUUGAGUGCUAUUAUAACAUGCUAAGCAAAGAUGUUAAAUAUUAGCAUGUUGUCAAUAUUCAUAGUUGGCAUCUGUGUUGGAAGAAGAACUCAGAUAGUUUAAAAAUACUGCCCUCAAAAUAGUACAAAAGUAAAAGCAGACCUCAUCACCCAUUUCAGAAGAAAUUCAUAUAUAUUAUUAGCUAAAUUAUAAUUAUUGAUGGAUCACUAUCUUCAUCAUUUAGAUGAUGCAGCUGGUUAAGGACGAGCCAAUUUGAAUAACUUAACAUACUGUACAGUAUCUAAAGGUCAAAUUUAGUUUACUUUCUAAUAAAAAAAAUACAAUAUUUGUAAGUAAAGUACUUCAAAAUAACACUUUUGCAGUAUAGUAAAUAUACUUUAAAUCACUUGUUAGCAUUUAAUUCCUUGUUAAUGCCGCUGUACAUGUGUAGAAUAUAACUGUUAAUCUGCAGAGACAUAACAUGAUACUUUUUACUCCUGCUGUGAAACACUGGCUGUCAACUCAAGUUUCCAUUUGAAAACAAUCUGAAAUGUGAUUGCAAGUGCAUUUAUCAACAUUUGCAUCUGAAUCAUCAUGACGCAUGUGGAAACAUAUCCUUUAUCUCAAAGUUACCAUACUGGGAACUAGUUUCCAGUUCCAAGAAUAUUGGCCUCUGGGACAUUGCAUUUACAUGAAUCCAGCAAAACAGUGUUUGUUUUUUUAGUUACACUGCAGUAUUUCUUAUGUCAUGGCUUUUAUUUCUAUCAUGUUAUACAGUAAAGAACAUUUUGGCAUUUGUUUCCAUUCCUACAGACAUGUAGAAUGACAGGGUGGCUUGUAUUUGUUAUACAUUUACACUUUAUAAAUACUAAUCUAUUCAAUUUUCUUUUGUACCCGUAUAAUCUU
This is a messenger RNA of Notothenia coriiceps (black rockcod), 1736 nucleotides long. Its product is annotated as SH2 domain-containing protein 1B. The coding region runs from base 169 to 633 and encodes 154 amino acids. NCBI's taxonomy places the organism in Eukaryota, Metazoa, Chordata, Actinopteri, Perciformes, Nototheniidae. The record is from RefSeq and is a predicted model, not a curated record. The transcript has 4 exons. Gene Ontology annotation, biological process: regulation of signal transduction; regulation of immune response.